AUGGUCCGGGUUCACGCGUUGUCUCAUUCCGCCGCUCUCUUGCGAGCGCAGAAUCUUGGCGACAACCAGAUUACCAGCAUUGCUGCCUCUGCAUUCGCAGGCCUUAACGCGCUGGCACAAUUGACUCUGCACGACAACCUGAUCACUAGCAUUUCUGCCUCUACAUUCACAGGCCUGUCUGCGCUGAAGGUCUUGUAUCUGAACAGCAACCAGCUCUCCAACAUUUCGACCUCUGCAUUCUCAGGCCUGACUGCGCUCAGUUUCAUGGAUCUGUCCGCGAACCAGCUCGCCGACAUUUCUGCAACCGCCUUCACCGGCCUGGCUGGGCUGAAGCUAUUGACUUUGAAUGACAACCCCUUCACCACUUUGCCGCCUGGUCUGUUCCAGGGCCUGCCAAACAGCCUGCGCCUGUCGUUUGGUUCUGGCCUGUAUUACCAAUAUCUGAGACCGAACAACUUUACCUUUGGUGGAAAUACUGUCGCUCCGCCCAGCACAUACGGCAAUGCAACCUAUCCCUACAUCGCCUCAGCCGUCUCUGGCUCGGUAGCGUCCGCUGCGACAAAAGCAUCCAUCGCCUCCGCCGCUUCAGCCGCUUCCGCGCAAUCUGCCUCAGCUGCCUCCGCUGCCUCAACCAUGUUUGCAUCAAUCGCCUCGGCCGCCUCUAUCUCGGGUGCUUCUGUGGCGUCAGUUGUGACAAAAGCAUCGAUCGCCUCCGUCGCCUCGAUAAAAUCGGCCUCGGCUGCCUCGAUUGCAUCAACCAGAUCUGCAUCGGUCGCGUCAGUCGCCUCAGUCGCCUCAGUCGCUUCUGCAUCUGUUGCCAUGGCUGCCUCGGCUGCUUCUUUUGCUUCAACCGCCUCUGCCUCGAUUGCGUCUCUUGUUUCCGCCACUUCUGCUUUGUCGGCAUCUUUUGCUUCACGCGCUGCAGCGUCUUCGGCGUCCAUUGCCUCACAGGCGUCCGCAUCGGUCGCUUCUGUAGUUUCCGCUACCUCGGCGCUCUCGGCGUCUGCCGCGUCAACCGCAUCGGCAUCUGCGGCGUCUGCUGCAUCUACCAUUGCGAAAAACGGUGGCGGUUUCCAAGACUCAUCUCCAGCUGCUGCCAUCGCUGCUGCAGUUGUGGCUGUUGCCGUUGUUGCGAUAAUUGCAGUGGUAUUCAUCGCGUGGCGACGCCGGCGCUCGCAACGUCGUUCAGCCAUGAAACCAAAGGACUCGGCGGACGCAGUUGAGAUGACAAUCUCUCCCCUGAACCAUUCGACUCGAUUCCCCAAAGCAGAGAAAACUCUGGCCUACGACAAUGUCAGCCAUAAGCAGCCAGAACCGACGGACUCUGCCGGUCCCAUCUAUCACGAGGCGUCAGAACUGGCAGACUCUUCUACGCCCUAUUCGACGCGAGCUCAUAGAGAGGAGGGCAGCUCAUCAGCUUACGCUACAACCGGUCAAAGGCAGCCAGAACCCUUGUACCACGCCAUCUCACCGACCUCUACAGAGCUGGUCUACGACAAUGAAAGCGUGUACCUUGCUGGCAGCAAUUCUCAUCGCGUUCGUGAAGGGUUGACGAUUGUGAAGUACCUUGCAAGCGGCAACUUUGGCGAUGUAGCCCUUGGUCAGGUGCCGUUCAACUUGUUGCCCCAACGAGCACAAGCCUUGCUUGGACCUGCAGCAUCCGACACGGUGCAAGUUGCAGUCAAGUCUCUCAAGUCUGAUGCAGACGAGAAAUCCCGAAAGGACUUUGAAAGCGAGGCGAAAUUGAUGGCUCCGUUUGUGCACCCUAACGUUGUUCGCAUGCUCGCAGCCCUGGUCGAGUCAGAGCCCCACCUCGUUCUGCUCGAGUUUGUGCAGUACGGAGACUUGCGCAUGCUGCUGCAAAAGUCCAAGCUUUACUCUCUUUGGUGGACUCAGAACGAGCAGGUGUAUGUCAUUCGCCAGAUUGCACUCGGCAUGGAAUAUCUGGGCACGCUCCACUUUGUGCACCGCGAUCUCGCCGCGCGAAACUGUCUUGUGGGGCAAGGAAUGGUGGUCAAGAUUGCUGAUUUUGGACUUUCUCGCGAAUUGGGCACCGACGAUGAUUAUUACCGCAUGGAAACGCGAGGCAAACUUCCUGUGAAGUGGAUGGCACCGGAAACAAUUACUUUCCGCAAGUUCUCGUCCAUGUCGGAUGUGUGGUCGUUUGGUGUGACAGCCUGGGAAUGCUGCAGUUAUGGUGCAACUCCGUACGGCACGCUGAAGGCCACGGAGACACUGGCUCAUGUGGAGGCUGGUGGUCGCUUGCCCAUGCCUGAGCACUGCGCAACCGACUUGUUUAGCCUGAUGCUGAGUUGUUGGAAUCUGAUCCCGGACCUGCGGCCAAGCUUUACGCAGCUCGCCAAAGCUCUGAAAAGCUUUGAGGAUGGCACGAACAUUCGCGACAUUGGCGCAAUGGUGUAA
This is a messenger RNA of Capsaspora owczarzaki ATCC 30864, 2421 nucleotides long. Its product is annotated as ephrin type-B receptor 3. Bases 1 to 2421 code for a protein of 806 amino acids. Gene Ontology annotation, biological process: positive regulation of kinase activity; multicellular organism development; protein phosphorylation. Gene Ontology annotation, molecular function: protein binding; transmembrane receptor protein tyrosine kinase activity; ATP binding. Lineage: Eukaryota; Filasterea; Ministeriida; Capsasporidae. Gene Ontology annotation, cellular component: signaling receptor complex. The record is from RefSeq and is a predicted model, not a curated record. The transcript is spliced from 9 exons.